AUGUCAGUCUCUUCAGCUCUAAACCCCCAACUCUUCUCUCUCCUCCCAAACCCUUCUCUCUCCUCCAAACCCCACAAGCUCUCACCACCCACCUCUCUCAAAUUCUCAACCAAACUCCACACCCUCUCCCCCUCCUUCAACUCUUCCUACUCCACCAAGCUUGAAGAAGAAGACCACGUCAUCGGCGAUUGCGUCGUCUUCGAAGAAGGCAUAUUCGACGACCCGUUUCUCCAAGAACCCGAACCCGAACGGUUCGACCCGGAAAAGCCCAAACCCAGAAAGCGGGUCGAGAUUGAGACGGAGAAUUUGGUGCCGGAGGGAUGGAAGGAGGUGCAGGCGGAGGUGAACAUAACGAAGAAGGAGAGGAGGAAGAUUGCGCAGGAGAUGCAGUUCGGAACGAGAGUGGCGAAGAACAAGAGGGGGUUGGAGCCGAUAAGGGAUUUGAAUUUGGAGGAGUACAAGGCGUAUAGGGAGGCCAAGUUGAACCAGCUGAAGCCGCUGGUUUUGGAGAGGCCGGAGAGGUUUAAGGAGGUGGAGGAGGGAGGGAGUGAGGAGGUUGUGAGUGUGAGAGUUGCGCCGAAGAAUCCGAGGUGGGCGGUUUAUGGGAAGGGGUUGGAGGAUGUUACUGAGUUUUUUAACAGCGAGCAUUAUGAGCCUGGUGUCAAGAGAGCUGAAGGACCGCGGCCAUUGUUUACGAAAGAGGAGAAGCUGAUGAUGAAUAGGCGGAAACCCGAUAUGGCUGCUGCCACUUCUAGUAAAUGGCUGCCCCUUCAUACUCUUGCAGCAUCAGGAGAAUUUUACCUUAUGGACGCUUUAUUGAGACAUGAAGCUGAUAUCAAUGCUGUGGAUAAGAAUGAUUGGACUGUUCUUCACAAAGCAAUUAUCGGUAAAAACCAGGCCAUUACAAACUAUCUUCUUAGAGAAUCGGCUAAUCCAUUUGUUCGUGAUAAGGAUGGGGCCACCUUGAUGCACUAUGCUGUCCGAACAGCUUCAAGUCAAGCAAUUAAGAUUCUUUUGUUAUACAAUGUUGACAUAAACCUUCAGGACAAUGAUGGGUGGACACCGUUACAUCUAGCUGUUCAAGGCCGAAGAGUAGAUGUAGUGAGGCUUUUGUUGAUUAAAGGCGCGGAUAAGACAUUGAAAAACAAGGACGGAUUAACCCCGCUUGAGCUUUGCCUCUAUUCUGGCCGAGACACAAGGACUUACGAGCUAAUAAAGGUGUUGAAGCUUCUUCCCAAAACUCGCUAAUGAAUAACUCACCUCUACAGUGCUUCAGCCACCCAAAUUGGUUUGAGGGGCGCAAGCCAUGGUUUGAUCUUCGAUAGCUCUUAGUUGAAAAUCUCAGCGGAUGCAGAUACAACUGCCAAGUGCCAACCACAAAUAGGAUCCCCAAUCUCAAAGUCAAGGACUUUGGUACUUGUAAUUCUUUGUAAUUAUGAAAUCAUUGACUUAAGAAAUGCAAUUAGUCGUCUUUUUCAAAGUGGG
Messenger RNA from Fragaria vesca subsp. vesca, 1485 nucleotides. RefSeq names its product ankyrin repeat domain-containing protein, chloroplastic-like. The record is from RefSeq and is a predicted model, not a curated record. The transcript has 7 exons. Lineage: Eukaryota; Viridiplantae; Streptophyta; Magnoliopsida; Rosales; Rosaceae. Gene Ontology annotation, molecular function: RNA binding; chloroplast targeting sequence receptor activity; protein binding. Gene Ontology annotation, biological process: protein targeting to chloroplast. Bases 1 to 1248 code for a protein of 415 amino acids. Gene Ontology annotation, cellular component: chloroplast outer membrane.